Messenger RNA from Penicillium digitatum Pd1, 930 nucleotides. RefSeq names its product SRR1 family protein. Lineage: Eukaryota; Fungi; Ascomycota; Eurotiomycetes; Eurotiales; Aspergillaceae. The record is from RefSeq and is a predicted model, not a curated record.
AUGGAGGAAGCGAAAGCGCGCAUCGAUGCCUGGUAUGAGUCCGGCAGACUGUUCUUCCCCAAAAAAAGGAUUCGAGAGCUUGGGGAGCAGUUGAAAGGUCUACCCGCUACGGGAGGGAAAAUCGUCAUCGAGGAUCUUAACGGGGACACAAUUGAAGGUGUGGUACCAAAGGCCGAAGGGAAAUUUGCCGGCAUGAAGCUUGGCAUAGAAUACAAAGAUGCACGACAUCUCAAGGAUGAGAUCGAUGGGUGUUGGGGCGUUGGACCGUUAGGAUUCUCUCCCCUACAAGUGGUAUACUGGAGGUAUGAUGUGCUCGACGAUGAGACCCGUGACCAUGAGACCGUAGUUCGGGAGUUUGGAGAGAAGAUCCGGAUCUGGGAGGCCAGUGAGGCCUGCAAGAAGUUCAAAUCGACGUUGUCCCAGAAUGUCAGUAGCCAUGAGAUCGACACUAUAGUCGGAUUUGCCUGCGGUAGCCUGUCACGGCCAUACAACCCUCGAACUGACUACCAGCACGCACUGCUUAUGACCCUGAAGAACUGGCUGAGAGAACAAGCUCCGAGCAAGAAGCUCCACUGCUACAUCCAGGAUCCGAUAAACACCUCUGCUGACAAGAAAAUUCUCGCCGAAUUUGAAUUUGACGUGGUUGAGGAUCCGGUUGGCUGGGACACUGUCACUGAGCAGUCAGUUGUGCUAUCUAUAGCACCUAAUGUGCCUGUCAAGCAAAUCGUCGAGAAUAUUGCUAGACCCGCUAUUGUGAUCUGGGCUGCCAUCAAAGAUGUGGAUCGUCACAUCAUUGACCCUGAUACUUCCCGUACUAGAAAAAUGAGGGAGCAUUACGAUGUGUAUGAUCUUGGAGACGAGAAGCAUUUGGGGGACGCUGUGAUCUAUAUCCGGAAGGAGAAGGUUGUCCCAGUCUGCAAGUCGGGGUGA